AGACGCCUGCAGUCUGAAGUGCAGCCUGCCAUCAUUCCUUCUGGUUUUAUUUAUUCAUUUUGUUUGUAUCAUUGCAGUCAUGCUGAAAAUCUCCGAGCAGCACAAACAGCUGGUUCUGGAAAACUACAUCGGAGGCCAGUUUGUUCCCUGCAGCCGCCAUGUGGACUCCUAUGACCCCUCCACUGGGGAGGUUUAUUGCAAAGUACCGGACAGCGGUGAGGACGAGGUUGAAGCAGCCGUGGCAGCGGCCAAAAAAGCUUUUCCCGAUUGGUCGGCUCACAGUCCAGCACAGAGAGCCCAGGUCCUUAACAAACUGGCUGACCUGAUUGAAGCCCACCUGGAGGAAUUCGCCCAAGCUGAGUCCAGAGACCAAGGUAAAACAACAACGCUUGCACGGGAGGUGGACAUUCCAAGAUCAGUGUACAACUUGCGCUUCUUUGCAUCAUCGGCGCUUCACUAUACCACAGAAUGCAGUCAAAUGGACCACAUGGGCUUCCUCAACUACACCAUCCGCUGUCCCGUGGGAGUAGCUGGUCUUAUCAGCCCCUGGAACUUCCCCUUGUACCUCCUGACCUGGAAGCUUGCCCCUGCAAUUGCUAUGGGCAACACAGUGGUAGCCAAACCCAGUGAGAUGACCUCUGUGACAGCCUGGAUGAUGUGCGAGUUGAUGCAGGAAGCUGGUGUCCCUCCAGGAGUAGUCAACAUUGUUUUUGGCACUGGCCCUAGAGCAGGCGAUGCCCUUGUUGGCCAUCCAGACGUCCCGUUGAUUUCCUUCACUGGCUCAACGGCAACUGGUCAGCGCAUUACAGAGCGCAGUGCCCCCUACUGUAAGAAACUCUCAUUAGAGAUGGGAGGUAAAAACCCGGCCAUUGUUUUUGCUGAUGCAGACCUGGACCAAUGCAUCAGUACCACACUGUGCUCCAGCUUCAACAACCAGGGUGAAAUCUGCUUGUGCACCAGCAGGAUUUAUGUCGAAAGGAGUAUUUACUCAGAGUUCCUCACCAGAUUUGUUGCUGAGGCUAAGAAGUGGAAGACGGGCGUGCCCUCUGACCCCAGCAACAGCAACGGGGCGCUCAUCAGCAAAGAGCACCUGGAGAAGGUGCGCAGCUUUGUGGCGCUCGCCAAAUCUGAAGGCGGCACAGUCCACUGUGGGGAGGGGGUCGACAAGCUGGACCUCCCAGAUGUUAACGCCGCUGGCUACUUCAUGCCGGCCACCGUCAUCUCAGGUGUGUCCGACAGCUCCCGGGUCAUGCAGGAGGAGAUCUUCGGCCCCAUCACCUGCGUCAGCCCAUUUGACACAGAGGAUGAGGCCGUUUCCAGGGGCAACGGCGUGCGUUAUGGUCUGGGAGCCACAGUAUGGUCCCGGGAUGUGGGGAAGAUGCACAGGGUGGCCAAGCGGUUACAGGCAGGAAUGGUGUGGACCAACUGCUGGAUGGUGAGGGAUCUCAACCUGCCCUUUGGUGGGAUGAAGCACUCCGGCGUGGGGAGCGAGGGAAGGUUGGAUUCCUACCACUUCUUCACAGAGGUGAAGACGAUCGGCAUCAAAUACUGAAAGGGAAAGAUGCGUCAAUUGUCGAAAUUAAGAGAGAAAAAUCACAAAAGAGAGAAAAUCACAAAAUAAAUAGUUCUAAAAGAAGCAGAAUCCAAAGACUUUCCGAUGUGCCAUGUGUUACAGAUUAUGUGCACAACACAAACCUCACACACCUCGUCCCACUUUUUGUUUGUUGUGCUGAUGCAAGACUUUGAAAGGUGAACAAAUGUCAAAUUGUCCUUUGCAGAAGUGUGUUUUGGAGCGACAUCUAAAAGCGUGCACUAGGUUUCGGUGGCACAGGAGACAAAUGCUCCAAACAAACAUCUGCCCCAUCAAGCUCAUGGGUCGCCACAUUAGAUUUGUUAUGGAUCUGCAUGUUAAUGGGGUACAAGUUUUACGCGGCCAGAUGCCCUUCCUGAUACAACUCCGGAUACACCAAGGACACAGGUGGUCUUGAACCGGAUACCUUCAAGUGUUCUUACCAUCAAAGAAAAAUUUAUCGAGCCAUUUUAAAUAGUUUUCCCCAAAGGAUAGAUUGAUUUAAUGUUCUAUUAAAGCAUCUUAAAUAGGUUUUAUAACAGAGAACACAUUAAGU
This is a messenger RNA of Thalassophryne amazonica, 2126 nucleotides long. RefSeq names its product aldehyde dehydrogenase 8 family, member A1 (gene aldh8a1). Lineage: Eukaryota; Metazoa; Chordata; Actinopteri; Batrachoidiformes; Batrachoididae. The record is from RefSeq and is a predicted model, not a curated record. The transcript has 7 exons. Gene Ontology annotation, biological process: retinoic acid metabolic process. Gene Ontology annotation, molecular function: retinal dehydrogenase (NAD+) activity. Bases 80 to 1552 code for a protein of 490 amino acids.